Molecule: messenger RNA, 17118 nt
Organism: Coregonus sp. 'balchen'
Lineage: Eukaryota; Metazoa; Chordata; Actinopteri; Salmoniformes; Salmonidae
Source: the annotation of a GenBank genome assembly
AUGUGUCCUGUCACCAGGGUCAUAUUGAGCGGACUUAGGGCCCUGCUGUACUGUAUCAUGGCCUCCUCUCCUGUGGUGCUGGGUGCCAGUCAGAGAGGGCAUCUGGGGUUGUGUCUAAGUGGUGACUCAGAUUAUUGUGAGUAACUGGCGUGGAGCCCAGGGUUAUUGCAGCAGGAAAAUGUGAAAGUGAAGGAAACUUAAAGAGCUGCACACAAAGUUCACAGAGUAAUGAUGUCAUAACUGUGAGACAGUCAACCAAUUCUGAAUAAGCAGUUUACAGUUAUGAUACCUACAUCCCUGUACCAAAUCAAAUCAAAUCAAAUUUGAUUUGUCACAUGUGCCGAAUAAAACUGGUGUAGACUUGACCAUGAAAUGCUAGCUUACGAGCCCUUCCCAACGAUGCAGAUUAAAAAUAGAAUUACAAGAGGACUAAAAUAAAAUACAUGAGAAUGGAGCUACAGUGGCUUGCGAAAGUAUUCACCCCCCUUGGCAUUUUUCCUAGUUUGUUGCCUUACAACCUGGAAUUAAAAUUGAUUUUUGGGGGGUUUGUAUAAUUUGAUUUACACAGCAUGCCUACCACUUUGAAGAUGCAAAAUCUUUUUUAUUGUUAAACAAACAAGAAAUAAGACAAAAAAACUGAAAGCUUGAGCAUGCAUAACUAUUCACCCCCCCCCCCCCCCCAAUACUUUGUAGAGCCACCUUUUGCAGCAAUUACAGCUGCAAGUCUCUUGGGGUAUCUCUAUAAGCUUGGCACAUCUAGCCACUGGGAUUGUUGCCCAUUCUUCAAGGCAAAACUGCUCCAGCUCCAUCAAGUUGGAUGGGUUCCGCUGGUGUACAGCAAUCUUUAAGUCAUACCACAGAUUCUCAAUUGGAUUGAGGUCUGGGAUUUGAAUAGGCCAUUCCAAGACAUUUAAAUGUUUCCCCUUAAACCACUCGAGUGUUGCUUUAGAAGUAUGCUUAGGGUCGUUGUCCUGCUGGAAAGUGAACAUCCGUCCCAGUCUCAAAUCUCUGGAAGACUAAAACAGGUUUCCCUCAAGAAAUUCCCUGUAUUUAGCGCAAUCCAUCAUUCCUUCAAUUCUGACCAGUUUCCCAGUCCCUGCCGAUGAAAAAGAUCCACACAGCAUGAUGCUGCCACCCCCAUGCUUCACUGUGGGGAUGGUGUUCUCGGGGUGAUGAAAGGUGUUGGGUUUGCGCCAGACAUUGUGUUUUUCUUGAUGGCCAAAAAGCUCAAUUUGAGUCUUAUCUGACCAGAGUACCUUCUUCCAUAUGUUUGAGGAGUCUCCCACAUGCCUUUUGGCGAACACCAAACGUGUUUGCUUAUUUAUUUUUUAUAGCAAUGGCUUUUUUCUGCCCACUCUUCCGUAAAGCCCAGCUCUGUGGAGUGUAUGGCUUAAAGUGGUCCUAUGGACAGAUACUCCUUUGUGGAGCUGUGGAGCUUUGCAGCUCCUUCAGGGUUAUCUUUGGUCUCUUUGUUGCCUCUCUGAUUAAUGCCCUCCUUGCCUGGUCCGUGAGUUUUGGUGGGCAGCCCUCUCUUGGCAGGUUUGUGUGGUGCCAUAUUCUUUCCAUUUUUUAAUAAUGGAUUUUAUGGUCCCCCUUGGGAUGUUCAAAGUUUCUGAUUUUUUUAUAACCCAACCCUGAUCUGUACUUCUCCACAACUUUGUCCCUGAUCUGUUUGGAGAGCUCCUUUGUCUUCAUGGUGCUGCUUGCUUGGUGGUGCCCCUUGCUUAGUGGUGUUGCAUACUCUGGGGCCUUUCAGAACAGGUGUAUAUAUACUGAGAUCAUGUGACACUUAGAUUGCACACAGGUGGACUUUAUUUAACUAAUUAUGUGACUUCUGAAGGUAAUUGGUUGCACCAGAUCUUAUUUAGGGGCUUCAUAGCAAAGGGGGUGAAUACAUUUGCAGGCACCACUUUUCCGUUAUUAAUUUUUUUGAAUUCUUUGAAACAAGUAAUUUUUUUCAUUUCACUUCACCAAUUUGGACUAUUUUGUGUAUGUCCAUUACAUGAAAUCCAAAUAAAAAUCAAUGUAAAUUACAGGUUGUAAUACAACACAAUAGGAAAAACACCAAGGGGGAUGAAUACUUUUGCAAGUCACUACAGAGAGUACCAGUUUCAGAUCAAUGUGCAGAGGUACGAGGUAUUUGAGGUAGAUAUGUACAUGAAGGCAGGGUAAAAGGGACUAAAGGCAGGGUAAAAGUGACGGAACUCGUAAGAUGUCGCCCUUCUCCAAAGGCACCAUCUUUACCACAAACUUACACCUAGUCACAUGUUUUAUAGGGCAGACUAGCGACCAUUCUCAUUGGCUCUGACAGCUCUUACGUGUGCUGUUCCUGAGAGGGUGGCCACUGAAUGAGAAGAAAGGUGCCUACGGCUGACGCAUUGACCACCUUUGGAGAUCCAAGGAACAUUGACAAUGUCAUCGAGGGUGAUAGGGCACAAAGGCAUUCUUUCAAUGAGUCGCUGUCUGUUGAAUCACUCAAGCCCAGACAUAACACACUCAGGGCUAGGCAACAGGCCAUACAGUUUUUGUGUAAGUAUGUAUACCACACUGUAUAUUUAGUGAUUUAUUGAACCACUCAGCGCCUAAUCAGCAACAUACCACUGAGUAAUAAAAAGGAGAUGUCAUAAUAUUUACAUGAACAGCGUUUGGAUAACUUUAUUGAAAGCUCUUUGAAGCCAGGAUCUUAGCCCGCUCUCUGAAGUGACUAAAUUAAAUGUGCUAGUUAGAUUAAUGCUGAAGCACCAAAAAUAUAUCUUGCAUUUGAGGGAGUAAGCCCAGUGGGGCUGUGGAGCCUGUGCAUUGUUUUCCCUGUGCUGGGUCUACCAGGUGGAGGGAGUCGUAUGUCCCCUUGCCCCCCCCCACCCCCCACCCCGAGCUCCAUCCCUCUGCAAAUCCCCCCGACGCCUCUCCCUAAUUCCCCUCAAGCCAGUGGGGCUGUCCAGCAUCCUCCAAUAAAUUAGCCCAGUGGCCCCCGCUGCGUAUUAGGCCCUAACAGUCUGUCCACUGGCCAGGGGCCGAGCCACAAGCCCCAUGUACAGUGAGGAAAAAAAGUAUUUGAUCCCCUGCUGAUUUUGUACGUUUGCCCACUGACAAAGAAAUGAUCAGUCUAUAAUUUUAAUGGUAGGUUUAUUUGAACAGUGAGAGACAGAGUAACAACAAAAAAAUCCAGAAAAACGCAUGUCAAAAAUGUUAUACAUUUAUUUGCAUUUUAAUGAGGGAAAUAAGUAUUUGACCCCCUCUCAAUCAGAAAGAUUUCUGGCUCCCAGGUGUCUUUUAUACAGGUAACGAGCUGAGAUUAGGAGCACACUCUUAAAGAGAGUGCUCCUAAUCUCAGCUUGUUACCUGUAUAAAAGACACCUGUCCACAGAAGCAAUCAAUCAAUCAGAUUCCAAACUCUCCACCAUGGCCAAGACCAAAGAGCUCUCCAAGGAUGUCAGGGACAAGAUUGUAGACCUACACAAAGCUGGAAUGGGCUACAAGACCAUCGCCAAGCAGCUUGGUGAGAAGGUGACAACAGUUGGUGCGAUUAUUCGCAAAUGGAAGAAACACAAAAGAACUGUCAAUCUCCCUCGGCCUGGGGCUCCAUGCAAGAUCUCACCUCGUGGAGUUGCAAUGAUCAUGAGAACGGUGAGGAAUCAGCCCAGAACUACAUGGGAGGAUCUUGUCAAUGAUCUCAAGGCAGCUGGGACCAUAGUCACCAAGAAAACAAUUGGUAACACACUACGCAGUGAAGGACUGAAAUCCUGCAGCGCCCGCAAGGUCCCCCUGCUCAAGAAAGCACAUAUACAGGCCUGUCUGAAGUUUGCCAAUGAACAUCUGAAUGAUUCAGAGGAGAACUGGGUGAAAGUGUUGUGGUCAGAUGAGACCAAAAUUGAGCUCUUUGGCAUCAACUCAACUCGCCGUGUUUGGAGGAGGAGGAAUGCUGCCUAUGACCCCAAGAACACCAUCCCCACCGUCAAACAUGGAGGUGGAAACAUUAUGCUUUGGGGGUGUUUUUCUGCUAAGGGGACAGGACAACUUCACCGCAUCAAAGGGACGAUGGACAGGGCCAUGUACCAUCAAAUCUUGGGUGAGAACCUCCUUCCCUCAGCCAGGGCAUUGAAAAUGGGUCGUGGAUGGGUAUUCCAGCAUGACAAUGACCCAAAACACACGGCCAAGGCAACAAAGGAGUGGCUCAAGAAGAAGCACAUUAAGGUCCUGGAGUGGCCUAGCCAGUCUCCAGACCUUAAUCCCAUAGAAAAUCUGUGGAGGGAGCUGAAGUUUCGAGUUGUCAAACGUCAGCCUUGAAACCUUAAUGACUUGGAGAAGAUCUGCAAAGAGGAGUGGGACAAAAUCCCUCCUGAGAUGUGUGGAAACCUGGUGGCCAACUACAAGAAACGUCUGACCUCUGGGAUUGCCAACAAGGGUUUUGCCACCAAGUACUAAGUAAUGUUUUGCAGAGGGGUCAAAUACUUAUUUCCCUCAUUAAAAAAAUGCAAAUACAUUUAUAACAUUUUUGACAUGCGUUUUUUGCUGUUAUUCUGUCUCUCACUGUUCAAAUAAACCUACCAUUAAAAUUAUAGACUGAUAAUUUCUUUGUCAGUGGGCAAACGUACAAAAUCAGCAGGGGAUCAAAUACUUUUUUCCCUCACUGUAUGCUACUGACUGAGCCUAGUGUAACCCAUACUGUCCUACAGCAAACAGCUAGGUCAGCUUGGGAGAAAUUGACUGUAGUUGCAGUUUUUGUCUCAUUGUGGUUUGGAUGGUUUUGUUUGUUUAAUUCUGUUUCUUUUACAUAUUAUGUCCAUGUAAUUCUGAUUCUGUUUCCUAUCACACUAGGUUUUUUACUCCAGCUAUCUUCUGCCUGUGGCUGCUGUCUUGUGGUGUAUCUGGUUCUAGUUGUCUGACAGUGUCUCUGUUCUCUCUCUCUCCAGUACUGCUGAGCCUGCUGACGGCCGGCGCCCAGACAGAAAUGAAGAGAGUCGUCGGAGACAACACCACCCUGCCGUGCCACCAUCAGUUCUGGCAGUCCAACGCGCAGUCGCUCGACAUCGAGUGGCUACUGCAGAAACCCAACUCCAAGCAGAGAGUGGUGAGGAAGCUGCUCUCUCUCUCUCUCUCUCUCUCUCUCUCUCUCUCUCUCUCUCUCUCUCUCUCUCUCUCUCUCUCUCUCUCUCUCUCUCUCUCUCUCUCUCUCUCUCUAUCUAUCUCUCUCUCUCUCUCUCCUGUCUUUCUUUGUCAUUGUCUCUCUUCCCAUCUUUCACUCUCCCCCCCCACCCCUCAAUCUCUUUGUUGCAACCAAUCUGAUAUAAUUUUAAUGGCUUUUUCAGAGGCACACUUAUACAACACAACGUUCCUCCAAUUUGUUUCCUUCCCAUCUCAACCCUUUUCUACUUCCUACAGUUUACUCUUACUCUCUCCCAAUUCCUAAUGCCUCUAUUUAUUUAAACUGCUCAGGGUUUUGUACAUUGGCUUUUUCAGAUUCCCUGAAGUGUUACAAUAACGACAGAGAUACAGUAGUAAACAAAUUACUGUGGCUGAAAGUCCACCUGAGACACAGUUAAUAAAUAAUGCCUGUACACCAUACCAGCUGUGAAAAUAGAAUACCUAGACCUUCCAGUCCCUGACACUUGAAUUAGACCACAUCAAUACUGCCAGUUCUUAAUAGAAUAAAAAUGGAUCCAUCCUAUCACCUACCUUGAAUCAUUUACCCGAGUCUAAAAACAGCCCUAAUGUAAUUACUUGUGUUGUAGCUCUCAGAAGAUGUUAGAGUAUCAGUUUCUGUUUUGAUUUGUUCCUGUUUUUUCUUAAUGAAAUGCAUCAUCUGAUAACAUUAAGACUGUGAAAUCCCAACAGGCCUCAUCAGAAGAAAGAGAUUUCUUUUCUCUUAGGAAGUAAUUCGUUAACACACUGAUCUGUUGAUUAGCAGUGAGAGAUUUGGUUCCACAAGAGAAGGGAGGCAGGAGAGAAGGGAGGAGGGAGAGAAGGGAGGAGGGAGAGAAGGGAGGCGGGAGAGAAGGGAGGAGGGAGAGAAGGGAGAAGGGAGGAGGGAGAGAAGGGAGGCGGGAGAGAAGGGAGGAGGGAGAGAAGGGAGGAGGGAGAGAAGGGAGGAGGGAGAGAAGGGAGGCGGGAGAGAAGAGAGGAGGGAGAGAAGGGAGGAGGGAGAGAAGGGAAGAGGGAAAGAAGGGAGGAGGGAAAGAAGGGAAGAAAGGGGAAAACAACUAACACAUUGAAACUUCUGAAGGGGCUGGCACAUUGCAUUGAAUAUUUAACUGGGAGAUAAAAUUGAAAGUACCAUUAAUUAAAAUAAGACACUUGAAACCCUACCUCUUUAAGGAAUACCUGGGAUAGUAUAAAAUAAAUCCUUCUAUAUAUAUAUAUAUAUAUAUAUAUAUAUAUAUAUAUAUAUAUAUAUAAAACAAAUGAAAAUUAAAAAUAUACUCUAAAAAUUAAAACAUUAAAAAAUUAGAAAAAUGUUUUUUGUGGUUGUCCCACUGGCUAUCAUAAGGUGAAUGCACCUAUUUGUAAGUCGCUCUGGAUAAGAGCGUCUGCUAAAUGACGUAAAUGUAAAUGAAAAAUGUAAAACGUCUGAUAAUUUGAUUAGGAACGAGACUGUGCUUGUGGCGGAAUGAAUAACUCAUUAUUUUAUUUUUGCUGGAAGGCCGUGUUGAAAUGGAAAAGAGCAGCUUGUCAACAUUUAGCCUCUGUUGCUGAGCGUACAGGCUACAUGUGUCAGGAGCACAGAGGGGAGAGAAAGCCUGAGCAAGGGCAAGGUUCACUGGUGCCAACCUGGGGAUGCGUAUGCUAAUGCUAAUGGUGCUAACCACCCAUAGGCCCAUAUACUGAGGACUUCAACAGACAGGGGGAAAUGGAAGUCAUUCGUUAACACACUGAUCUGUUGAUUAGCAGUGAGAGAUUUGGUUCCACAAGAGAAGGGAGGCAGGAGAGAAGGGAGGAGGGAGAGAAUAGAGGAGGGAGAGAAGGGAGGAGGGAGAGAAGGGAAGAAAGGGGAAAACAACUAACACAUUAAAACUUCUGAAGGGGCUGGCACAUUGCAUUGAAUAUUUAACUGGGAAAUAAAAUUGAAAGUACCAUUAAUUAAAAUAAGACACUUGAAAUCCUACCUCUUUAAGGAAUACCUGGGAUAGUAUAAAAGUAAUCCUUCUACCAAUAUACUCUAAAAAUUAAAAAAUUAAAAAAUUGGGGGUGCGUAUGCUAAUGCUAAUGGUGCUAACCACCCAUAGGCCCAUAUACUGAGGCCUUCCACAGACUCUGGUGUUGGAUGCUGUAUUCAAUUCAAAUACACAUCAUCCAGACCCCUCUUUCCCCCUCUCAUAAACAUAUGUUCAGAGCCAGAAGGACAAACACAUACACACCUGCAAAUACUGUACACUCCACAUCCAAAAUGGAUGAACACAGCAGGAGUGUGCCCAUUGGCAAAUGCACAGUAACUUGAAACGCAUUGCGCAGGUGCCAGGGUCAUAUCACAGAGUGCCUGUGGCAGGGCUCAGUGUGUGUGUGUGUGUGUGUGUGUGUGUGUGUGUGUGUGUGUGUGUGUGUGUGUGUGUGUGUGUGUCCACAAGAAUAGUAAAAUAACAAAAAUGUGACCAAUUUGGGACAUUUUGUUAGUCCCCACAAGGUCAAAUGCUAUUUUUAGGGGGUUUAGGGUUAAGGUUAGAAUUAGUAUUAGGGUUAGAAUUAGGUUUAGGUUCAGGGUUAGGAGCUAGGGUUAGAUUUAGGGUUAAGAUUAGGUUUUGGGGUUAAGGUUAGGGUUAGGGUAAGGGUUAGAGUUAGGGUUAGGGGUUAGGGAAAAUAGGAUUUUGAAUGGGACUGAACUUUGUGUCCCCACAAGGUUAGUUGUACAUGAAUGUGUGUGUGUGUGUGUGUGUGUGUGUGUGUGUGUGUGUGUGUGUGUGUGUGUGUUGUGUGUGUGUGUAAAUGGCCAGUCGUCACCUGCGAGCGCAGCAGGUAAACCCAGCUCCUGUGGCACUGAUGUGCUGUGGCACCAGCGUUUAGCAGUCCCCAUCUGCAGGCUCUCAGUUGCCCUGAGUAAUAGGCUGCUGUGACAGCUGUGUUUGAUGUUGUUGUAGUAGUGUGUGUGUGUGUGUGUGUGUGUGUGUGUGUGUGUGUGUGUGUGUGUUUACAAGGGAGAGAGAGAAAAAGACAAAGAGAGGGUACAUGUCUGUACUGUGUGUGUGUCUUUAUGAGCAAGUGGUGUCCAUGCAUGUCUAAAUCCAGAUACAGAUCUAAUGUCUUUACAUAUGUCUCUGCGUACAGCUCUCUCAGUGUGUCUCAUUGUCUCUCUCCCCAACCCAGAUCAUCACGUUUUUCGGGGGCCAGGUGUACACCAACGAGGUGACCAGCGAGGCCAGUCGUCUGUCCUUCGCCGGAGACUACCUGAAAGGAGACGCCUCCCUGCUCCUCAGUGACCUACAGCUGACCGACUCUGGAGAGUACUACUGCAAGGUCAAGACGGGGGGAAAGUACCACUGGAGCCAGGUCAACCUCAUAGUGCUGGGUGAGUCUGCUCUCCAGUUCUGUCUCUCACACACGCUAAUCAAUAGGGAAUUAGCCCGGCACAUUUCCUCUCUCAUGCUGACUGAUCUAAUAAUUAAAUAUGAUUUAGACGGAGUGAUUCGAUUUAGAUUUUUUGUUUGGCCUUGUUUCUCUGUUGCGAGGGUCUCUGAGAUGUGUGGUUGUUGAGGCAUAUUGAAGUAACAUAUCGUAAAUAAUAUAUUAUGUCUAAAAAUGGCUGACGUGGAUUGACCGCUUGUCAGCUUGAAACAGAUGAUGCAGAAUUUAGUUGUUAAUGGGGAAGUUCACCCAUUUUUACAGGUGGCCUUAUUUUCACUCUUUCUGUGCAUGUAGUUGAGACCCCAAACCAUUUAUUUAUAUUUUGUUUUGUUACAGAGAAAAUUGGUUGUCACAUCACUUGCCAAAGACUACAAUGCAUUAUGAAAAUGUGUCUAAGCAUGUUAUAAAAUGCUCCAAACCACCUCAUAUUACAUCAGAAUCUCAUUCUGGAUAACGCCUCUGUAAUCCAUAUUAGAAAACGUUUUCCACUGUCCCAUCAAUCCAUAUUUGCAUAUUUUUGUUGUUGUUGUAAACAGCAUCAUUCAAACAUGGGUUUAUGGCAUGGUGGAAAGAAAAUCCCAAAUUGAGUGCAGAGGCAUUCUCCAGAAUGAGAUUCUGAUGUAAUAUGAGGUGGUUUGGAGUGUUUUCGAGCGUUUUAUAACAUGUUUUAAACACAUUUUCACAAUGCAUUGUAGUCUAUGGCAAGUGAUGACUCAGCAAAUUGUGACAAACAAUUAUCUCUGUAACAAAACAAAACAAAUUAAAACUGUUUGGGGAUCAACUAGAAGCACAGAAAGAGUGAAAAUAAGGCUACAUGUAAAAAUUUGUGAACUUCCCCUUUAAACAUUAGGAAUAAAAUUUGCUACCAUGAUAUGAAAAUGUGUUUUCUGUCAUCAACUAUACGGCAGACAAGCUCUUUUUUAAUUAUUAAAUACCAGACAGAGUUCUGAGCCGUCAUUCAGCUUUCAUAAGUAUGAUGACAAAGCCAGUUGGGCUGCUUUAGCAGAGGCAAAGACCCCAUGGUUGUUUUAUUCUCUGUUCUGUUAAAUUUCUUCAUUGCCCCAAUACACAGAGGCUUGGCUGAUCUGUUUGAAAAGGUUUAGUUUUAACUGGUUCUGUGGUAAAUGUGUCUCUGCAUAUCUUUGAAUAGACAAACAGCUUUGAAGGACAGACAGGCAAGUAGAGAGAAGCAAUACCACAAAGCCGUCUAGUAGUCCAGUGGGGGAAGUGAGAUCAUUCUCAAUGUCAGAAACCAUGCAAUUUAUUAAAACAUCAUGGGAGAUUAGUUCAACCGGUGGUUAUUUGUUCUUUAAUGGAACAGUCUCUUAAUCCUUUCUCUUUUUCUCUCUCUCCUCCAUAAAGACAUUUCAUUGAGUUAGCGCCUAGAUUUUUACAAAUUGCCCUCAGCUUUGCAGUGACACUUUCGAUUUUGAGAGACGAACAUUUGCAUUUUUCUUUCGCAGUCCCGACGUUAAGAUAAUGGGUUGGCAGAGGAGCUGACGGCUGGCUGGGCCCCUGUGUCAGUGUGUGUGUCCUCGCGCUGGCUGCUCCUGCUGCAGAGAGAGCGGCCUAACUGGCUCUGACAGAGCUGUGAGAUGUACUGCAGAAUCCACAGCACUCUCCUCAGCCCCGUUAUUACAUCCCUUACUGAGCAUGUGAGCAGCAUGUUCACCAGGCCAGUUAGACUGGAAGGGAAGGGAUGGAGGGAAAGGAUGGAUGGAUGGAAGGAAGGAGGAAGUGAUGAAGGAAUGGCUUGAGGGAUAGAGGGAUGGGUUGAGGGAUGGAGGGAGAGAUAUAGGGAGGACUGGAGCAGCUGCUGUGAAGCAGCCAUACAGAGCUUAGAGCAUGGCUGGCCAUCUAGUGACCUCCAGGCCACAGGAACUUAGGAGCACAGGACUCUCUCCUGACCUGUCUCUGUCUGCAAGCUUUCAAAACCAACUCACAGUCACUUAUUGAUCUAGGCCUGGGGCCUUUAAUACUGCUCUUAAUCCCAGCAUUGACUUCCAUGAGAAACAAGCAAGCUAUUGUUACACUCAACAAUCUUUUACUAUUAUUUCACGUUUAAACAUGCUGCUACAGUAUGUCAUACUCUGAGCUAAACAGUAUAUUAUAUGAAUUAAUCAUUAUCCGUAGUAGGUACCAUCCUGUGUUAUUUUUGUAUAAUAGUGUUAUUUGUAGUGUUAUAUAACUACUGUUCUGUUGUUUCUACAGUGAAGCCCUCUAAGCCGCGAUGCUGGAUGGACGGCAGGCUGUUGGAGGGCAGUGACGUUAAACUGAGCUGCAAAUCCAGUGACGGCUCAGACCCUAUCAAAUACAAUUGGGAGAGGGUGCUGGAUAAGGGAAAGAGUGUUGGGAAACUCCCCCUACUGGCACUGAGAGGUAAAUAGAUUGUCCACAAGUACACACGCUGCACCCCAUUUCAUCCAUGUGUAUGUGUAGCACGGGUCCCCUAAAGAGGAUGUUACAUAGAACAGUGCCUUUGGAAAGUAUUCAGACCCCUUGACUUUUUCCUCAUUUUGUUCAGUUACAGCCUUAUUCUAAAAUGGAUUAAAUUGUUUUUUCCCCUCAUCAAUCUACACCCAAUACCCCAUAAUGACAAAGCAAAAACCGUUUUUUAUAUAUUUUUACUAAUUUAUUAAAAAUAAAACACUGAAAUGUCACAUUUACAUAAGUAUUCAGACCCUUUACUCAGUACUUUGUUGAAGCACCUUUGGCAGAGAUUACAGCCUCGAGCCUUCUUGGGUAUGACGCUACAAGCUUGGCACACCUGUAUUUGGGGAGUUUCUCCCUUUCUUCUCUGCAGAUCCUCUCAAGCUCUGUCAGGUUGGAUGGGGAGCGUUGCUGCACAUCUAUUUUCAGUGGCUUCCAUCUGGCCACUCAACCAUAAAGGCUUGAUUGGUGGAGUGCUGCAGAGAUGGUUGUCCUUCUGGAAGGUUCUCCCAUCUCCACAGAGGAACUCUAGAGCACUGUGAGAGUGACCAUCGGGUUCUUGGUCACCUCCCUGACCAAGGCCCUUCUCCCCCGAUUGCUCAGUUUGGCCAGGUGGCCAGCUCUACGAAGAGUCUUGGUGGUUCCAAACUUCUUCCAUUUAAGAAUGAUGGAGGCCACCGUGUUCUUGGGGACCUUCAAUGCUGAACAAAUAUUUUCGUACCCUUUCCCAGAUCUGUGCCUCGACAAAAUCCUGUCUCUGAGCUCAAUGGACAAUUCCUUCGACCUCAUGGCCUUGUUUUUUCUCUGACAUGCACUGUCAACUGUGGGACCUUAUACAGACAGGCAUGUGCCUUUCCAAAUCAUGUCCAAUCAAUUUAGUUUUCCACAGGUGGACUCCAGUCAAGUUGUAGAAACAUCUCAAGGAUGAUCAAUGGAAACAAGAUGCACCUGAGCUCAAUUUCGAGUCUCAUAUCAAAGGGUCUGAAUACUUAUGUAAAUAAGGUAUUUCUGCUAUUAUUAUUAUUAUUUUUUGCAAACAUUUCUGAAAACCUGUUUUCGCUUUGUCAUUAUGGGGUAUUGUGUAGAUUGCUGAGGAUUUAUUUUUAUUUCAUCCAUUUUAGAAUAAGGCUGUAAUGUAACAAAAUGUGGAAAAAGUCAAUGGGUCUGAAUGCUUUCCGAAGGCACUGUAUAUGUUACUUUGAUGAUAGUAUUUCCCAGAAUAAAUUUCAUCCCCAAACACCUAAAUUCCAGUCUGCCUCCAAACACCAAAAUGUAGUGGAGAUUCAAUAUACAGUUGAAGUCAGAAGUUUACAUACACCUUAGCCAAAUACAUUUAAAUUCAGUUUUUCACAAUUCCUGACAUUUAAUCCUAGUACAAAUUCCCUGUCUUAGGUCAGUUAGGAUCACCACUUUAUUUUAAGAAUGUGAAAUGUCAGAAUAAUAGUAGAGAGAAUGAUUUAUUUCAGCUUUGAUUUAUUUCAUCACAUUCCCAGUGGGUCAGAAGUUUACAUACACUCAAUUAGUAUUUGGUAACAUUGCCUUUAAAUUGUUUAACUUGGGUCAAACGUUUCGGGUAGCCUUCCACAAGCUUCCCACAAUAAGUUAGGUGAAUUUUGGCCCAUUCCUCCUGACAGAGCUGGUGUAACUGAAUCAGGUUUGUAGGCCUUCUUGCUCGCACACGCUUUUUCAGUUCUGCCCACACAUUUUCUUAUAGGAUUGAGGUCAGGGCUUUGUGAUGACCACUCCAAUACCUUGACUUUGUUGUCUUAAGCCAUUUUGCCACAACUUUGGAAGUAUGCUUGGGGUCAUUGUCCAUUUGGAAGACCCAUUUGCGACCAAGCUUUAACUUCCUGACUGAUGUCUUGAGAUGUUGCUUCAAUAUAUCCACAUAAUUUUCCUUCCUCAUGAUGCCCUCUAUUUUGUGAAGUGCACCAGUCCCUCCUGCAGCAAAGCACCCCCACAGCAUGAUGCUGACACCCCCGUGCUUCAUGGUUGGGAUGGUGUUCUUCAGCUUGUAAGCCUUCCCCUUUUUCCUCCAAACAUAACGAUGGUCAUUAUGGCCAAACAGUUCUAUUUUUGUUUCAUCAGACCAGAGGACAUUUCUCCAAAAAGUAUGAUCUUUGUCCCCAUGUGCAGUUGCAAACCGUAGUCUGGCUUUUUAUGGCGGUUUUGGAGCAGUGGCUUCUUCCUUGCUGAGUGGCCUUUCAGGUUAUGUCGAUAUAUGACUCGUUUUACUGUGGAUAUAGAUACUUUUGUACCUGUUUCCUCCAGCAUCUUCACAAGGUCGUUUGCUGUUGUUCUGGGAUUGAUUUGCACUUUUCGCACCAAAGUACGUUCAUCUCUAGGAGACAGAAUGCGUCUCCUUCCUCAGCGGUAUGACGGCUGCGUGGUCCCAUGGUGUUUAUACUUGCGUAGUAUUGUUUGUACAGAUGAACGUGGUACCUUCAGGCAUUUGGAAAUUGCUCCCAAGGAUGAACCAGACUUGUGGAGGUCUACAAUAUUUUUCCUAAGGUCUUGGCUGAUUUCUUUUGAUUUUCCCAUGAUGUCAAGCAAAGAGGCACUGAGUUUGAAGGUAGGCCUUGAAAUACAUCCACAGGUACACCUCCAAUUGACUCAAAUUAUGUCAAUUAGCCUAUCAGAAGCUUCUAAAGCCAUGACAUCAUUUUCUGGAAUUUUCCAAGCUCUUUAAAGGCACAGUCAACUUAGUGUAUGUAAACUUCUGACCCACUGGAAUUGUGAUACAAUGAAUUAUAAGUGAAAUAAUCUGUCUGUAAACAAUUGUUGGAAAAAUUACUUGUGUCAUGCACAAAGUAGAUGUCCUAACCGACUUGCCAAAACUAUAGUUUGUUAACAAGAAAAUAGUGGAGUGGUUGAAAAACAAGUUUUAAUGACUCCAACCUAAGUGUAUGUAAACUUCCGACUUCAACUGUAGCAUGAAAACUUCCUAAUAACGGCAAUUCCGCCAUUCUUCAUCCACCUCCUAGACCAGGGUUCCCCAACUGGCGGCUGAUUUUGGCCCGCAUGUGAUUUUAUUUGGCCCCGCAAGUUUCCUGCCAAAAAAUUGGGGGACAUAAAAGACUGUAAAAACACCAGCAAAUCAGCUCCAAGUGAUUUUUAUUUAGAAAAUGUGUCCAAAAGUAUUCUCACACCUAAUAGAGAGAUAUAUGUGAUCGUAUACAAAUGUAAGCAAGGUUUGAAAUUAUUAUGUUAUAUAUCUGUUUGGGCUUCUUGUGGUCAAUUUUGCAUUCUACAAAUGAUUAGUAAUUACGUUCCGGCCCCCUGACCAUCCGCUAAAAAUAAAAUUGUGCCGUGGCUGAAUCUAGUUGAUGAUCCCUAUACUAGAUGCAUCUACCCCUCAAGGCCACAACAACACACCUUCAUUAAAUAUUUCCCCACUCAAUUCGCAAUAGCCAUGGCACGUGCCCAUGCCAAAAGCCUAGAAAUUAAUUACCUCCAUGAAACAACACCUGUACAGUCUAAUUAGUUUUCAUUGGGCGAUAAAACACAUCGUUGUGGGCCAUUAUUUAUUGGUGGUGGUGAAAGGUAAUAUCACGUGACUGUUGUGACGGGAUGACUAAGCGACUCUGAACCCCGUAAAGCUCCAUCGUUCUCUCAGACAAACUCUUUAAACUCCCCCUAAAUUCCCCCAGUGUCUACGGGCCCGCUCUUCAAUCACCAGAGCCACGCUGAGUCUGAGUACAUCCAAUCUCUCAGAGGCCAAGAUCAACAUUUGUGAGUUUGUCUCCUCCUGCUCUGUCCCACAAAGUGUGAUACAUCAGAGCUGACACACUAUUACAGACAGGAAUGGUUAGCCCAAAACAUGAGUCAGGUCUAACUAGGCUCAACACUCAUCAAUACAAUUUCACCUUAAUACAGCCUAAUAAUGCAUUUUUCUUGCUGCUGGUCUGUUACUAGAUUAUCAUAGAAUGGAGUGGAUCAGAGUUGAGUAGACUUUGAUAUGAAGUACAGUACAUCACUGCAAGGAUUUACUACAUGCUGUUAAUCAAAUUACUCUUCAAGGUCACGCUAACUGUAGAAGUGCAUGAAACCAUUGUAGUGGAAAUACAAACUGCACCACAGACCCCAGUCCUCUAGGCUUUCCCGGGUUGAGCAGGUUGUUAAAUCACAGUCUAUCUAUCUCUCCUACAGAUCAGAAGAAUCCAGAGAUCGUCACCCUGCGGAACCUGACGAAGGACAGUACAGGUGUCUACAAGUGCACUGCCAGCAAUGACGUGGGCGAGGAGAACUGCAUCAUCGAGGUCACCAUGCAGUGUGAGUAGCGAGAACUGCUCUCCGGCUCCGCACCACACCGUGCUACGAUGGUGAUGAAUGACUGUAGUUUCCAACAGCACCUGAAAAUUCGUUCCCCCCCCCCACCCCGCCUCAGUGAACCAACACUGGGGACUGUACCGUUAAAACAGUGGACAUUGGUCAUCAGCUUCGCUCAAACAGCCAUGUUUCAAUGUCAUAGUAAUAGAUUUCCAGAAAAGCACAGGAAUUUUAGGGUCACAAAGGGGUGAACUGUUGGGGACAUGAUUUAUAAGUUAACACAGCAACAUAAAUGGUUUGAUACCAUUUUGUUAGAUUCAUAGCUUUGUAGGGGACUGAACACAUAAUACACACAACACCAGCAAAAAAUAUUUGAUCCACAAACUCACAGGAUUUACCUAUCGGGACUAAACCAUUAUUUUCAAAGGGAUUGUUUAUGUGAGAAGCAUCAAUAUUUGCAUGUGUGCACAGCACAGUAUGGAUACUGUACGUGCUGGUGCAUUUGUGGUGGUUUUUCUCUGCCCUUCUGAUGUCACAGAUGUGUGAUGAUCCACAGAUGUUCGAGGGAUGGGCGUGCUGGCAGGUGCCGUGGUGGGCGUUUCCUUUGGUGUUCUCCUCAUCAUCCUAAUCAUCUGGCUCGUCUUCCGCAAGAAGGAGAAGAAGAAGUAUGAGGAGGAGGAGACUCCCAACGAGAUCAGGUCAGUUAUUUUUCUUCUUAUUCUGUUCCUCUUUCGCUCUUUCUGUCUAACUAAAGUACUAAAGCAAAGCACCAACUUCUGUGCGUGUGUAUGUACACAUGCGUGUGUGUCUGUAGUACAUCCCUCAUUGUCAAGCGUAGUAUUGAUUGGUUUCUGACAACCUCCUUUUCACACCUCUCUGCUCCCGUGCCCAGCGCUUCUCUUCUCUCCAGAGCAGGCCUUAGCAGGCGGCAGGGCCUAGGUAUGGAUAGAGGCCGUGUUUGACUCCCAGAGUGAGAGCUACAGUAAACUGGGGCCUCCAGGCUGCUAAUAGCACAGCUAGUUACAGCAGAAAAAAAAAUGUCACAGCUUGGAGGCUGUGUAGCUGCUUAUUUGCCGGUGUUCAGAUGAAUAAUGCAGCUUGACUGGGGAAGACUGUGUAGUAAAUAAUGCAGACUACGGGGAGGUGUUUCCUGUUUACAUGCCAUGUUUAGCCACUGAGCGGGCGGGAUGGGAUGGAGCUCGCAGGCUAGGUGACGUAGUUUUCUGAAGUGGGGUUGGUGACGGUGGCGCCGGUGUAAUGUGGUGAAUUUAGACCAAGACGAAUAAGACUAUUUUUAUUUAGACACUGUGUCAGACCCAGAUGAUAAUGCAGCAAGUGCAGUGGAGCAUCACCAAACCCUUUUCCCUGAUUGUAUAAGACAGUUUUCUCCACUGGAUUUCCUCAGAAAGGCCGUAGACUUUGUCUAAGUUUAUGUUUGUCUCUGUGUGCAUGCUUGGGGUCACGACUGGCCGAAUCUAAGUAGCUCUUAUUUGUUUUUGCUGUAUGUCUCCAUACAGGGAGGAUGCAGAGGCUCCCAAGGCCAAGCUGGUGAAGCCCAACUCCUUGUCCUCGUCCCGCUCUGGCAGCUCCCGCUCCGGGGCCUCCUCAACACAGUCCAUGGUGCACAACACCGCCCCCCGCGGGCACCGCCCUCGCCUCCCAGCCAUUGCUGCCCUGAAGGAGAACGGACAGCCCCCUGACUUCCCCCAGUCCCCCCCAGCCUACACCACGGUGGUAACCCCCAACAAGACCCCUGAGCACCCCGGCACCCCCAAAUACAACAUCAACUCCAGGAACCAGAUGUCUGGGCCCACUCCCCCCACUCUCAUGGUCCCUGCCCAGACCAAGGCCUUUCAAACUGUGUAG